Molecule: messenger RNA, 582 nt
Organism: Nematostella vectensis (starlet sea anemone)
Lineage: Eukaryota; Metazoa; Cnidaria; Anthozoa; Actiniaria; Edwardsiidae
Product: 40S ribosomal protein S15
Exons: 3
Coding region: 36-542 (168 amino acids)
Biological process (GO): ribosomal small subunit assembly; translation
Cellular component (GO): ribosome; cytosolic small ribosomal subunit
Molecular function (GO): structural constituent of ribosome; RNA binding
Source: RefSeq, a predicted model, not a curated record
GAAAUCAAUGGGCUUCCUGUGGUACACGGGAGGGCAUGGGGCCGACAGUGCUUCUUGUCGUUCUCUUUCACUGUUUCUGUCUACAAGGCAAGAUGGCCGACCAAGUAACCGAUGCACAGAUCAAGCGGAAGCGAACCUUCCGUAAGUUCACUUACCGAGGAGUAGACUUGGACCAGCUCCUAGAUCUCUCUCACGAGCAACUUAUGGAGCUUGUGUGCUGCCGACAGAGGCGACGAUUUACUAGGGGUCUGAAGAGAAAGCCGUUGGCUUUGAUGAAGAGAUUGAGGAAGGCCAAGAAAGAAGCAGCUCCAAUGGAGAAACCCGAGGUCGUGAAGACCCAUCUGAGGAACAUGAUUAUUGUCCCUGAGAUGAUCGGUAGCGUGGUUGGUGUUUACAACGGCAAGACCUUCACGCAGGUCGAAAUCAAGCCGGAGAUGAUUGGUCACUAUCUUGGUGAAUUCUCCAUCACCUACAAGCCUGUCAAGCACGGCCGUCCCGGUAUUGGUGCCACACACUCUUCACGAUUCAUCCCUCUGAAGUAAACCAUCGCUGUGAAUAGCUAAUAAACAGUUAACUACUGGA